CAGUCAGUAAUCAACACAGUGUGAUAUAGUAUUGUAUAAUUCUUAGUUACAGUGGAUAACAUUCUAAUAUUUAUAUUUGUAUUUAAUUUUGAUUGUUAUGGGUAAAGUGAGAAGACUUAGAAGAAAAUCCAACAUUUCAUCUAGAUCUGGAUCGAAUCCGGAAAAUUGGCAUUCAGUUUCCACUGAUCAAGGUUCAUUAAAAUUAACUUUAUCCCAGCCAUUUCAAAAUGCCUUUGAUGUAGGCUUAGAAAAUAUAAACAACAAUAAGUCAAGUAACGACGUUCACAGUGUAAAAUUAUUUAAAUUGAUAACAACAGAGAGUUCUAGGAAGUCAAUAUUACCCAAAAGACAAAAAUUGAAGCUGCGGCGGCAAAUGUUAUUAAAAAAAAUCGACAACUUUAAGCAAGUGAAGAAACAAGCAAAUUUAAGAAAGAAGAAAAAUAAUGUUAUUCUUGGUGAUUUAAAUUCGCUUCAUGAUGCUUUACCUGCUUUAGAACCUUUAUUAAAGGAUAAUAGAAAGUAUACUGCUCAUAGAGCACGAAAGCAGAGAGCUGUGAAAAAGGCAAAACACAGACAGACAGAGUUGAUAAGAGGGGUCAAAUUAUUUAAGCAGAUCUUGGGCAAUGAAGUUUUCCAGAAAAAUCCUUUGGGGACAAUUAGUCAGCACAUUCAAGUAAUGGUGAAGAAAGAACGAGAAAUGGUCAAAAAUUAAGCA
This is a messenger RNA of Cylas formicarius (sweet potato weevil), 715 nucleotides long. Its product is annotated as ribosome biogenesis protein SLX9 homolog. Gene Ontology annotation, biological process: maturation of SSU-rRNA from tricistronic rRNA transcript (SSU-rRNA, 5.8S rRNA, LSU-rRNA). The transcript has a single exon. The coding region runs from base 98 to 712 and encodes 204 amino acids. Lineage: Eukaryota; Metazoa; Arthropoda; Insecta; Coleoptera; Brentidae. The record is from RefSeq and is a predicted model, not a curated record. Gene Ontology annotation, cellular component: preribosome, small subunit precursor; 90S preribosome; nucleolus.